AUGCGUGUACUGCAAAGUCAAACCUACGUGACAAUUUACUCCGAGCACGCAGCCCCUACAGAAGGAUCGUCACUAGGAUGGAACCCAAAUUUGAUCAAGUUGUCCCGACCUUCAGGCCGUUCGUUAAUAACCGAUCGAAAACUUUCUCCCUGGGCUAUAGUGAAGUCUGAGUCCCUUCACCCGUAUCAUGCCUACAAGAAUUCUGGCAUUAAUCUAUGUGUGAAUCUGUUUGUUCCUGCUGAUUCCGAGCUUACCGGACCCAAGAACGCAACAGUUGUUGGUGCUCUCAUCAAGGGUACCGCCGGACACAAGGAAAGUCCCACAAAAGCCGGUGCCCAAAAGGAUAUGGACAACGACUCCACUGCUAGUUCCACCAUCCGAUGUUGUCUCCCCCUUCCCGGUUGA
Messenger RNA from Penicillium hordei, 405 nucleotides. RefSeq lists its product as uncharacterized. Lineage: Eukaryota; Fungi; Ascomycota; Eurotiomycetes; Eurotiales; Aspergillaceae. The transcript has 2 exons. The record is from RefSeq and is a predicted model, not a curated record. Bases 1 to 405 code for a protein of 134 amino acids.